CCAUUUCCUACCGCUUAUUCCCUUUCGGGGUCGCGGGGGGCGCUGGCGCCUAUCUCAGCUACAAUCGGGCGGAAGGCGGGGUACACCCUGGACAAGUCGCCACCUCAUCGCAGGGCCAACACAGAAAGACAGACAACAUUCACACUCACAUUCACACACUAGGGCCAAUUUAGUGUUGCCAAUCAACCUAUCCCCAGGUGCAUGUCUUUGGAGGUGGAAGGAAGCCGGAGUACCCAGAGGGAACCCACGCAUUCACGGGGAGAACAUGCAAACUCCACACAGAAAGAUCCUCAGCCUGGAUUUGAACCCAGGACUGCAGGAACUUCGUAUUGUGAGGCAGACGCACUAACCCCUCUUCCACCAUGAAGCCCAUUUAUUAUCCAUUUGUGAAAAUAACAGGACAUUUAUUUUACAAAUAUUUCUUGAAAAUAUCAUCUUAAGUAUUAAGUCCAAACAUUGAGUGCACAGACAUAUACAUGCACUAAUGUAAUUGUGCGCUAUAAGUGGAAAAGUAAAUAAAGACCAUAUUGUGCAAGCUCCAUGUUGAAUAUGGUGUUGGUUGUGAAUGUAGUUAUGCAAAAAAUCCACUAGAGGGCAAUAUAGACCAGGAUACCGUAAACACAAUGUAGUUGGUCUGGACUCCUCCCAGAGAGGAGGAUGUCGUUGCUAUCAAAUGAAACAAAGAGAUUAGACAGUGAGAGAGGAGAUCACCACCAGCAUUCUUGGCUGCACUUUCUGUCUGCUGAUACAUUUUUUCUUCUAAUUUGGAUAUAUAUUUUCGGACAGCAUUUGGACAUUUUAUAUUGGUGCCUUAUGUGGAUAUAAGGGAAUGAUGAAUGCUGCAGGAAGAUGGAGCUCGGUGCGGAUGUUUGUGCUCUUUGUGCUGCUGGAGUGUUACUGGGAAGCGGUGUGCGGCCAGCUCUCUUACUCUGUGGCGGAGGAAGUGAAUGUGGGGACCGUUGUGGGGAACAUUGCUAAGGAUUUGAACCUAAACGUCCAGGAUUUGGAGUUCCGCAUGUUUCAGAUCGUUGAAAGAACCAAGAGGAAAUAUUUGGAGGUAAACCUAAAGACUGGAAUCCUGUAUGUUAAUGAGAGGAUAGAUCGAGAGGAACUGUGUGGAGACCAAUCCAAAUGUUCCCUCAGUGUAGAGGCUGUGAUUAAUAAUCCGUUAAAACUGUACCGUAUUGAAAUUAGAAUAUUAGAUGUAAAUGACAAUCAUCCUUCGUUUUCAGAACAUGUUCAGGUAUUAAAUAUUAGUGAGACAACCGCAGCAGGAGCAAAAUUCCCUCUGCAUGCAGCUCAUGACGCAGACGUUGGUAAAAAUACCGUAAAUUCCUACAAGCUUAGCCAAAACGAAUAUUUCUCUCUAGAAGCACAUAAAGGAUCAAGUGUGACGCCAGAAUUAGUGCUUCAACGGCUUUUGGACCGAGAAAAACAGUCCGGGAUCACACUCACAUUGACUGCUAUUGAUGGAGGAACACCAGCUAAAACAGGAACUAUGACUAUUGUUGUCAAUGUACUGGAUAUCAAUGACAAUGCUCCUGUAUUCAGUCAAAGUCUAUACAAAGCUACAAUGUAUGAGAAUGUUAGGAUUGGCACAUCAAUAAUAACAUUAAAUGCUACUGAUUUAGAUGCAGGACAAAACGGACAAGUGUUUUAUUCUUUCAGUGAAGGAAGUAAAAGGAAACAGACAAAUUUGUUCUCAAUUGAUGGAAAAACUGGAACAGUUAGAAACAAGGAAAACAUUGAUUUUGAAGAAACUAAUGCAUUUGAGCUUAGAAUACAGGCUAGUGAUGGAGGCCCUUCUCCCUUAACCUCUCACACCAAAUUGUUAAUAGAAGUUUUAGAUGUCAAUGACAACGCCCCUGAAAUUUCAGUGACAUCAUUGUUAAACACAGUGAAAGAAGAUGCAACGAUUGGAACUGCCAUUGCAAUUGUCUCUGUGUUGGACAAAGAUGGAGGUAAAAAUGGUUUGGUGCAAAUUAACCUUAACAACAAUGUACCUUUUAAACUUGAAUCAAAUUAUAAGAAUUCAUAUUCUUUAGUUGUUGAUGGUCCUCUUGACAGAGAGACUGUAUCUAUGUACAAUAUUAGCAUCAUUGCAACUGAUGAAGGAAGUCCACCUCUGUCCAGCACCAGUCUUAUUAAUGUGCACAUCUCAGAUGUUAAUGACAACCCGCCUCACUUCUCAGAGCCAAUCAUUAAUGUUUACAUCAAAGAAAAUAGUCCACCAGGAUCAGUAAUUCAUAGAGUGACUGCAGUUGAUGACGACAUUGAUCAAAAUGGGCGAGUGAGUUAUGCAUUUGUACAAAGUAGCACUGACUCCAUGCCACUAACUACAAUGAUAAACAUCAACUCAGAGAGUGGAGAUAUAGUCACUUUGCAGUCUUUUGACUAUGAGAAGUUAAAGACGUUCCAGUUUAAAGUUCAGGCCACAGACUCUGGUGUUCCUCCACUCAGCAGCAACGUGACUGUCAAUGUUUUUAUCCUGGAUGAGAAUGACAACAGUCCCACCAUUCUGGCGCCAUAUUCUGAGCACAGCUCCGUUAACAGUGAGAGCAUCCCCUAUUCUGCUGAAGCGGGAUACUUUGUGGCAAAGAUCAGGGCUGUAGACGCAGACUCUGGAUACAAUGCACUGCUCUCCUAUCACCUGUCUGAGUCCAAAGGCAACAACAACAACAACAACCUCUUCCGGAUCGGAACCAGCACCGGGGAGAUCCGCACCAAGAGGAGAAUGAGUGACAAUGACCUGAAAAGUCACCCCUUGGUGGUGUCGGUGUGUGAUCAUGGAGAAGCCUCCCUGUCAGCUACUGUGUCUAUUGAUGUGGUGGUGCUUGAAAGCACAGCUGACAUCCACACUCAGUUCAGACAUGUGCCCAUAAAGGAGGAGAACUUCUCUGACUUACACCUGUACCUGCUCAUCGCCAUUGUGGCCGUGUCACUCAUCUUUCUGCUCAGCCUCAUCACUUUAAUAGCCGUCAGAUGCCACAGACAGACAGACGGCACUUUCGGCAGGUACGGCGCCCCGAUGAUCACCACCCAUCCUGACGGGAGCUGGUCUUACUCCAAAGCUACUCAGCAGUAUGACGUGUGUUUCAGCUCAGACACACUCAAGAGUGACGUAGUGGUUUUCCCCGGACCUUAUCCACCUGUAGAUGCUGAACUGAUCAGUAUUAAUGGAGGAGACACCUUUACCAGGACUCAGACUUUACCUAACACUGAUAAGGUGAGUCCAAUAUACAUCCUCUCUUUAUGAUGCAUUUUAUUCUCACGUCCCAUGUUUGUGUGGUAAACUGCAAUAGUUUGAGUGGAAAUAACAAAUCUCCAGAUGUAAAUAAAUAUUUGUUUACAUGUAACUAUAGUUAGCAGUAAUAUUGGAGAAGAUAUUCCUACCAGGACUCAGACUUAUCUCUAAGCAACUAUACUGUGGGAUAUUCGUUAAGUGAUGUGUCUCGCCAAUUGUACAUUCAAUGGAUGAUAAGUAAAAAAAAUAAGCUAGCCCUAAGUUGUGUUGGUAUCCACGAGUUUGCACAAUGUUUGACCUUUUAGUAGUUUAGGGUUAUUUUAAGAUUGUAACUGAUAUAGGCGCCAGCGCCCCCCGCAACACCAAAAGGGAAUAAGUGGUAGAAAAAUGGAUGGAUGGGGUUAUUUUAAAACAGCCAACAAAAAAAUGUCUGGUUAUAAUAGUGUCUAAAAAAAAUGAAAAACCUUGUUUAGAAAGACUGUUGGUUUACAAACGCAUACUGAGAUGGUAACAACAAUAUUACUGUUUACAAGUUAAUGUAUUUUUAAUUAAAAUAUGCUUAAUGUCAGCAAGCUCAGAUUUCUUACAUGUUAGUACUCAGUUCAUGAAUUGAAUACAGACUAAUAAUUAUAUUGAGAUGUUGAGUGCAUAGUUGAUGUGCCUCGCUAUCCGCGUGCUGAUUGUGUGUUUUGGUUGUUGUUUUCAUACAACUAAAACAGGUGUUCUUCCAUUUAGGAAUUAAUCGUGGACACAAUCGAUGGCUUUUACACAUUGGGAUAUUGCAUAUGCAGGAUUUUAAUUUGUCCUAAAUUGAAAUUAAAAUAGUGUGAAUUGUGUCUUGUGGGAGUAAAAGGUACAUAUUUUUUAAUAAAAAGCGACUUUGUAAAUGUUGGUUAUGCAUG
Nerophis ophidion (straightnose pipefish) is the source of this 4146-nucleotide messenger RNA. Its product is annotated as protocadherin alpha-10-like. Gene Ontology annotation, cellular component: plasma membrane. The record is from RefSeq and is a predicted model, not a curated record. Bases 830 to 3256 code for a protein of 808 amino acids. Gene Ontology annotation, biological process: homophilic cell-cell adhesion. NCBI's taxonomy places the organism in Eukaryota, Metazoa, Chordata, Actinopteri, Syngnathiformes, Syngnathidae. The transcript has a single exon. Gene Ontology annotation, molecular function: calcium ion binding.